Messenger RNA from Neopsephotus bourkii (Bourke's parrot), 3505 nucleotides. RefSeq names its product profilin 2 (gene PFN2). Gene Ontology annotation, molecular function: actin binding. The record is from RefSeq and is a predicted model, not a curated record. The transcript is spliced from 4 exons. Gene Ontology annotation, cellular component: cytoplasm. NCBI's taxonomy places the organism in Eukaryota, Metazoa, Chordata, Aves, Psittaciformes, Psittacidae. Gene Ontology annotation, biological process: positive regulation of actin filament bundle assembly; actin cytoskeleton organization; regulation of actin filament polymerization. The coding region runs from base 171 to 593 and encodes 140 amino acids.
CCGGCAGCGCGGAGGGCUGGGCCGCGCCGCGCCGCCCGCUGCAGCGCUCUGGUCUGCUCCGCUGUGAGGAGGGAGAGAGGGACGGGACCGCCUCGCCCAGCCCCGCCGCCCGCCGCCUGGCCCGCGCCUCGCCGCCCGCCCCGCUCGCCCCCACCGCCGCCCGCGCGAAGAUGGCCGGCUGGCAGAGCUACGUGGACAACCUGAUGUGCGAUGGCUGCUGCCAGGAGGCCGCCAUUGUGGGCUACUGCGACGCCAAGUACGUCUGGGCAGCCACGGCCGGCGGCAUCUUCCAGAGCAUCACGCCAGUAGAAAUAGAUAUGAUUGUAGGAAAAGACCGAGAGGGUUUUUUCACCAACGGUCUGACCCUUGGUGCAAAGAAGUGCUCUGUGAUCAGAGAUAGCCUGUAUGUUGAUGGUGACUGCACAAUGGACAUCAGGACAAAGAGUCAAGGUGGUGAGCCAACGUACAAUGUUGCUGUAGGCAGAGCUGGCCGAGUCUUGGUCUUUGUAAUGGGCAAAGAAGGGGUCCAUGGAGGCGGAUUGAAUAAGAAGGCAUACUCAAUGGCAAAAUACUUGAGAGACUCUGGGUUCUAGUUGCUAGGCAGACUGUUAAGUAUUAGGGGAAGAUUGCUAUUAAACUUUCCUGGCGGUGAGCUUUAAACCUUACAUUCUGGAAACUUUAUUAGCAAUGCAGGGUGAUGGGGUAUGAACCUGUGUCUCCUUUGUAUCCCUUUGUUGGUGGGGAAAGGUGUUUUCUUUUUCUUUUUUCUUUUUUUUUUUCCCUUUAAUUCUCUUCAUUUCUGUUUUGUUUCCUUGUGUACUCCAGCAUUGGUUAUAGUCAUGGGAAAGGAAGGUGUCCAUGGAGGGACACUCAACAAGAAAGCAUAUGAACUGGCUUUAUACCUGAGGAGGUCUGACGUCUAAGCAGCCUCUCCCCAUCCACCUAGCAACUCUCUUCAUCACCACCCAGUUGUGUUCAGUGCUACCAGACUGUAGAUGAUAGUUUGUGUUUUUUAUUUACCCAUUUCCUAAUGUCAUAAUUCCAGUUACCCUUUGUUCAUUUAUAUGUUAACCACUGUAUGUAACCAAGUCCCAUAUCUGGCACCAUUACUGCACCACAAAGAUGAUAUGCAUGAUACCUUGAAAAACUUUUGGGUGGGGAAUAUGCCAAGUGUAGGCUUUGCUUUGUCUUAGCAGUUAGUGUGAUAUUGAUGACUAAAACAACUUAAAUACACUAAACAAGGUGCCGAUUGUACAAUCUAAUUUGAUCAAUGCCUCUUCAGCACUUUGAGCAAUUACACAGCUCACUAGUCUUCCUUUCAUAGAGCAUGGUUGGGAGGAAAAAAGUGCAUGCAUAUCUUUACUUCUGUCCCUCUUUAUUUUUUUAUUCCACGUGUGUUUGCUCACACCCGUUUUUAUAGUGCCUGGUUUGUUUAACCAAGUUGUGACUCAGAAGCUAUUAACGUUCUAUUAGUUUUGUUGUUGCACUUCACUCUAGGCUUAAGUCUUUUUAUUUUUUUGUCAUGAUGUCUGAAGCUUGUACUGCUUAACAAGUGCAAUCACAAAACUGUGGAAGAAAGGGUACAGACGCACUUCCUCCCAUGACCUUAAAGCCACAUCCCGAGCAGAUCCCCACAGACAUUCCAUCGUUGCAAUAGCUCAGGCACUUUUUUUUUUUUUUUUUUUUUUGCCAGCUCCUGUUCUGUAGUUGAAUUGUGAAAGGCUGCCAUUAUGGACAUUAGAUAGCCCAACAUAACCAUCUGGAGUGUGUCUGGUUUCAGUUUUUCAUAGGACCAAUUUUAGUUUGCAGCUUGGGGGAGUCAUGGGGUGGGGGUUGGUUUUUUGUUUGGGGUUUUUUUAAUAGAAAAUGAGAUGUGACAGCAGAGUUGUGUCUGCACAGGAUUUAAUUACUGAAUGGGCAUUGUGCUUAUUUUUUUGAGAGGUUAUUUGUUGUUUUGGGAUUUUGGAUUUUCUUUUUUUUUAAUUAUUUUUGUGAGUGCCAACUAUUGAUAUAGCAGAAAUUUCUUUUCAACGAACAGGGGACCGGGCAGAGCUGACCAAUAUUACUGUAACUAUGAUUAAUCUCUCUCUUUUAAGGGUGUCUUCAGGUUGUCAGCCUAAACAAAAACCACGUCCUAAGGCUUUGUUCUUUAGUGACAUGACUGACUUGGAGAUUUAUUGGCAUCUGAUUGUGAUGCCGACUUGCAAGGCAACUCUUAAGCCCGGCGUGAUUGGCCUAGCAAGCUGAAGGCUGUUGGUGCUAGAACACAGUAGCUGCAGAUCUGAGCUCUAGCGUGACUCAGUUGAUACUACUCACCCUUAGAUUAUAUUUAGAAAAUGCAGUUUUUUCAUUUGCUAGUAAGUCUGUACUACUGUAAAUUUAAGCUUUGUCAUAGUAGAAGAUACUCCAAGCAGAUCGGGUUCUUUGCUGGUGUGCAUUAGUUAACCUGACUUCUGUUUGGCUACACUGAUUUCAUCAACUACAGGCCAUGCUUCUUACAGUGAAACCCAAUCUUGUAAGGUCACAUAAGAUGUUUAUCAGAAUUGUGAAGCUACAAACUUGAUUCCUCUUUUCAUUGGUGUUUCACGUGGCUAAGUGUCUUGGUUCAAAGACCUUAAAGAGGUAAAACAAUCAGAAAUUCUUUCCAUAUUGCUUCCAUAAUAAACCAGCUGUGCAAAACAAUACUUACAGUGUAAAACAACUGCCAGAACCUUAGGUCAGGUCUUUACUCAGUCAUGAACUGAAUCACGUUUAAGUUAAAAGCCAUUCUUUACUUUACAUUGUAAACUUUUCAUUUUUGUAAUGGAGAGGAUGUGUCAGAUGAGCAGCAACAACAAAAUUAUUUUUUAUAAAGUUCUCUUUUUCUAGAAGUUUCUAGCUUUAAACAGGCUGUGGCAGAACUUUUAAGUACUCAAAGCAUAUGCAAUUCUUCUGAAACUAGAUUUAUAGAUGCCAAUGUUUGCCUAUUUCAGGUUUUGAACAUUUACUUUACUAAAUGCACACUGUCUGCUUGUAGUAUAAAUACAGCAAAUAUGCCAGCUGGAUAGAUUUAAUGUCAGCCAUCACCGAGGGUGGCAUAUGUAAGUCUUGGUGAUACAGGAGUAAUGGGAUGUUGUUAAUUACAGUUUGUAUUCUGGUAAUACUGUCAGAAUGUAACUUGGGGAGGGAUGGGAUUUGACUUUUUGACAACAAAUGCUGUUUGAGGGAAGGAUUUAAAUGUCUAUUUUAAAUACAGAAAAAUAUGGGUGUUCAGAUAAACUUGUUUCCUAAUACACUACAUCCAUGUACAUGCUAGUACUUUAACUUUUUUAGUUACUUUUUUCAUUUUGUUAUAUGACAUGUGUGAGCAUUUGUUUUUAAUUUCGAGUACCUUGCAGCAGAUUGUAUGUAUCAAAAGCAGUCAGAUCAAACUGUUGUAUCCAGGGUUUGAUUCUGUUUUUUUUACUAUUUCUUUGAUCUUGUACAUGAAAACCAAAUAUAAAUGAACUUAAAGAUUUUGGAUGCA